Camellia sinensis is the source of this 1220-nucleotide messenger RNA. RefSeq names its product reticulon-like protein B2. Lineage: Eukaryota; Viridiplantae; Streptophyta; Magnoliopsida; Ericales; Theaceae. Gene Ontology annotation, biological process: response to bacterium. The record is from RefSeq and is a predicted model, not a curated record.
UGUUGGACACCUGUUCACUGUUUGCAAAUCACCACAUUUCUCAGCUCUAGGAUUCGUCUUCGUUUCUCUCUGUCUCUCUCUCUCUCUACUUUUCGUUUGCGUUGAAUCGAAACAUUAGGGUUUGAUAUCAAAGAUUUGAGAUUCGAGCAAUGGCCGAUCACAUCGAAAGUGCGGAUCCCAAAGGUGAGUCAUUGAUGGAGAAGAUCACCGAGAAGCUCCACCACUCCGAUUCGUCUUCCUCCGACUCCGAUUCCGAUUCCAAGAAGAAGAAACCCUCCUCGCCUCCGUCGUCCGUCAAGACCAAGAUUUUCCGGCUGUUCGGCAGAGAGAAGCCCGUUCACAAGGUUUUCGGUGGAGGAAAACCUGCUGACAUCUUCUUGUGGAGGAACAAGAAGAUAUCUGCUGGUGUCCUCGGGGGUGCCACUGCAAUCUGGGUUCUGUUUGAAUUGCUUGAAUACCACCUUCUUACUCUAGUGUGCCACAUGUUGAUAUUGUCUCUUGCAAUCUUGUUCUUGUGGUCCAAUGCUACAACAUUCAUCAACAAGACUCCACCACAUAUUCCAGAAGUUCAUCUUCCGGAGGAACCAUUCCUUCAGGCUGCCUCUGCUCUGAGGAUUGAAAUUAACCGAGCUCUUGUUGUGUUGCGAGAUAUUGCAUCUGGAAAAGAUAUAAAGAUGUUCCUUGGAGUAAUUGCUGGCUUGUGGGUUGUGUCACUUUUGGGAAGUUGUUGCAAUUUCUUGACAUUGUUCUACAUAGCUUUUGUAUUGCUACACACGGUGCCCGUACUAUAUGAGAAGUAUGAGGACCAGGUUGAUUCGUUUGGAGAGAAAGCAAUGAUUGAGAUCAAGAAGCAGUACGCCGUGUUUGAUGCCAAGGUUCUUAGCAAAAUCCCAAGAGGACCAUUGAAGGACAAGAAAAAGGCUUAGAGAAGCUGAAAGCAAUGUUGCAGUGAACUUUUGGGUGGUUGCGAGUUUGCAGGAUGUGCUUCUAUCCCUGUAUUUGGUAGCCCCUUUUUUCAUUUUGUUUUCUGCUGUUUCGAGUAUGGGUUUACAAUCUGGAUGGAUGUGGGGUUUAUAAUGAAUUUAGCCUACUAAAAAUAUAUAUAUAUAUAUGUAUGUAUGCUUACAAGUGUUAGUACCAGCAAUGUUUCAAUGUUUGCCUGCAAAUCAACUGUAGGCGAUUUCAUGUUGGCUUUAUAAUAUUUUAUGUUCUUUACUGCA